Histoplasma capsulatum G186AR is the source of this 3181-nucleotide messenger RNA. Its product is annotated as karyopherin. The transcript is spliced from 8 exons. Bases 136 to 3051 code for a protein of 971 amino acids. Lineage: Eukaryota; Fungi; Ascomycota; Eurotiomycetes; Onygenales; Ajellomycetaceae. Gene Ontology annotation, molecular function: small GTPase binding. The record is from RefSeq and is a predicted model, not a curated record. Gene Ontology annotation, cellular component: cytoplasm; nuclear membrane. Gene Ontology annotation, biological process: protein import into nucleus.
CUUGUUUUGAGCUGGCUUGAUUCAUGAGUUUUCCCAGUCGCUAUCCAUCCUCUCAGCCUGGCUGACCUGAUCCAGCGUGUACAUCGAUCCUUCACAUUGCUACCCGACCUUCACUUUAAUCGCCCACAUCCCACUAUGGCAUCCAAAGAGAACGGCGCGGGGCAGGCCUUUGCGCCUGUCCUAGCUGCCGUUGCUACAAUGCAAGGCAAUGUCACUCGAUCAGAAAAGACCCAUGCGCAUGAAUUCCUAGAGAAAUUCCAAAAAUCAGUCGAAGCUUGGACAACAACGCAUGCGUUAUUACAAUCCUCAGAGAUACCCGUUGAAGCAAAGCUCUUCGCAGCUACCACGCUGAAGGGAAAAAUCACCUAUGACCUAGAUCAACUCCCGGAUGAGUCCUUGGCGGCUCUGAGAGACUCCGUUCUCUCCCUUCUAGUCGCUUAUAGCUCGGGGCCAAAACCGAUAAGGACCCAGCUGUGUGUUUGUUUAGCUAGCCUCGCUAUCCAGAUGACAGCAUGGAAGGAUGUCCUCGCAACCGUCGGCUCAGCUGUGGGAAGUGAGGGAGGAGACUGUGUUUUGGAAUUCCUCAAAAUUCUGCCCGAGGAGGUCACAGAAGGACGAAAAAUCAACCUGACUGAAGAGGAACUUUCUACAAGGACAGCAGAACUAUUGGAGAACAACGCGGAUCAAGUUUUAAGUCUCCUAGUGCAAUAUGCGCAGUCUUCUGAAUCUGCCGCAACAAAUCCACAGCUACUGGAAUGCAUUACCUCCUGGAUGCGUGAAAUUCCAUCUUCCCAAAUCGUCAACUCUCCCCUUCUGGACAUAAUUUUCAAGGGCCUUUCUGAUCCCCGCUCGUUCGAAGCUGCUGUGGAUACGAUAUGUACAAUCUAUAGGGACACACUUGAGGUUGAUGACUCAAUGUCUAUUAUCCAAAAGCUGUAUCCAAGGAUAAUUGCCCUGAGACCCAAAAUUAGGGAGGCCACGGAGGAAGAGGACCCUGACAUGCUCAGAGGAUUGACUAGACUUUUUGCUGAAGCUGGCGAAGCAUGGGUAGUCCUGAUUGCCCGUUUGCCUGCUGAGUUCAGAAGUUUAGUUGAAACCGUUCUAGAGUGCUGUGCUGUCGAUAUGGAGCGGGAUGCCAUUUCCAUCACUUUUGUCUUUUGGUACGAGCUUAAACAGUACCUCACGCUUGAACGGUAUAUGGGGGCGAGAACGGCCCUUGCAGACUUAUUCUCGAAACUUGUUGAUAUUAUGAUUAGACACCUGGAAUUCCCUUCCCCGGAUGACGAGCGGGCCGACCUAUUUAAUGGAGAUCGCGAGCAAGAAGAGAGAUUCCGCGAGUUCCGUCACGCUAUGGGUGAUGUUCUUAAAGAUUGCUGUGCUGUUAUUGGCGUUACCGAAUGCCUCGGGAAAUCAUAUAGCCUGAUUCAAGCGUGGGUCGCCAAAUACGCUUCGCAAGCUACACAUGAUCAUGUACCACAUUGGCAAGAGCUAGAAGCGCCACUCUUUAGUAUGAGAGCGAUGGGACGGAUGGUCGAGCCCGAAGAGAGCACGGUAUUACCGCAAAUUAUCCCUCUCAUCGUCCAAAUACCCGAUCAAGACAAAGUGCGGUUCCAGGCUAUCAUGGCUCUUGGUCGAUACACGGAAUGGACAGCUCAACACCCUGAGACUCUCGAAGCCCAAUUGAAUUAUGUCAUUUCCGGUUUCCAGCACAAAUCCCAGGAGGUCGUUCAGGCGGCAGCUCUCGCGUUCAAGUUCCUUGGCACUGAUUGUCAGAAACUUCUUGGUGGCCAUAUUCCACAGCUGCAUUCCUUUUACGAGUCGGUCAUUGACAACCUGAAACCGUCGAGCCAAGAAGAAGUUACGGAGGGGGUGGCUGCUGUAGUUGCUGUCCAACCAGUUGAUAAAAUAUAUGAAACGCUAAAAUUAUUCUGCGAUCCCAUCAUGAAUAGAAUCAUGAAUCUCGCCAACCAGGCUAAAGAUGAUGCUGGCCAGAAGGCGGUUGCAGAUCACCUCCAGCUGAUCACCAUUUUCAUCCAAAUUGUCUCUCCCUACGUCGGCCCCGGAACCCAAAAUCCCGGAGUCACAUACUGCGAAGAGAUCCUUCCCGUUCUAAAUACCAUCGUAUUGAAUUUUACAAAGUCCAUCCCAAUAUUGGAGCGGGUAUGCCGAUGCUGGCGGCAUAUGAUCAUAUCCUACCGCAAUGCGAUGACUCCUCUCCUGCCGAGCUUGGCGCAAAGCAUAUCAGCAGGAUUCGAAGCAUCCAAAGAAGGCUGCUUCCUAUGGGCCACAGAUGCGGUCAUUCGAGAAUUCUCGGAAGGGGCGGAAUAUGUCGAACAAUCGACAAGUGACGCGGUAUACCAAUUCUUCGAACAACAAGUUGUGCUUUUCCUUAGAAUACUUAAUGACUUACCUCCCCAUCAUCUCCCUGAUAUGAUCGAAGAUUUCUUCCGCCUCCUAACUGACGCAGUGCGCUAUUAUCCUAAAAAAUCUCUAAUCUCUCCCCUAGCAGCACCCAUUUUCUCCGCCUCACUAAGCGCACUUACACUCCAGCAAGUGGACCCAUUAAGAGCAGUCCUUCACUACUGUCGCGACGUGCUUAGCUUUGGGACCGACAAGCCAUCGAUAUCUGAAUUCGCGGGCCCAGAUGGCGAACCAUUUACCAACCCUCCCGAGGUCCAAGCUUCUGUGAAGCAAUUGAUAACGUCACAGGGUGCGGUUCUCGUCCAGAGAGUGCUGACAGGGAUGAUGUUCAGUUUCCCCGACGACUGUUUUCCCGAUGCCUCGGGGGUACUAAUGUCGCUGUUUGAACUGAUGCCGCAGGAGACAGCGAACUGGGUGGAGGCGACUGUGCACAUGCUCCCCCCCGGCACGUUGAAGCCUGGCGAAAGUGAACGACUUAUGAAGUCGUUGUCUGAGAGGAUUUAUCAAGGUGAUGUUCGGAAGACAAGGGUUGUUUUACAAGAUUUUACAAACUCGUAUCGACGGAGAAAUGUAGCCCCGCGAGAAGGGUUGGGUAGGCUGGAAGCUGCCCGCUUCAAAUUCAGUGGCUAGGUUAUUAUUGUUAUUUACUUUAUUAUAUAUAUCUAUCUGGCGACAGCCAUGGACACGAAAUAAGAAACCAGCAGCUGCGAUAAUGUUAAAAAAAAGAGGAAAUCAUGAGAUCUUGAUGUUUUAUCAUACC